This is a messenger RNA of Lagopus muta (rock ptarmigan), 1566 nucleotides long. It is a transcript of the gene NDUFB3, whose product is annotated as NADH:ubiquinone oxidoreductase subunit B3. NCBI's taxonomy places the organism in Eukaryota, Metazoa, Chordata, Aves, Galliformes, Phasianidae. Gene Ontology annotation, cellular component: mitochondrion. The record is from RefSeq and is a predicted model, not a curated record. The transcript has 3 exons. The coding region runs from base 228 to 524 and encodes 98 amino acids. Gene Ontology annotation, biological process: electron transport chain; mitochondrial respiratory chain complex I assembly.
UGCGGGGAGGAGGCAGGCCCGGCCCACUCAGUCGGGGAGAGCGGGGCUGCCCUGCGCCGUGCCCUGCCGUGCCGCCCGGCCCGUCGCGUUCCGUUAGGCCGCCAUUUGCACCGACCCUGGGCCGCGGCCCUUCUCGGGGCAGAGGGCAUCCGGCUAUGCCGCACUGCGGCUUGCUGCCGGUGCGUGGGGCAGUGGGGGGCUGCUCGUAACCCUGCCGGUGGGAAGGUAUGGGGCAUGGAGGUGAACAUGGCCAUGGCCAUGGCCGAACAGAGCUGCCCGACUACAGGCAGUGGAAGAUAGAGGGUACUCCACUUGAGGAGGUCCAAAGGAGGUUGGCCAAACGGGGUCUCAGGGAUCCAUGGGCUCGUAAUGAAGCCUGGAGGUACAUGGGUGGCUAUGCAAAACCUGCCACUUUAACAGAAGUCUUUACCAGGGGACUCAAGUGGGGAUUUGCAGCUUUUGUCGUUGCUCUUGGCAUUGAGUAUGCCCUGUUUCCCCCAAAGAAGAAUGGAGGACAUCACUGAAGAUCAAAUAUAACAGUUCUUUUCACUACUAAAAUGUACAAAAGCCUGCUGCCCACUGUGCUUAUAAUGUGCAUAUAAAAGUCUAUCACAGGUAAAAGCGUGUUGCCUUGCUUCUGUUACACUUUUAUAAAAGGAUCGAGAAGCCAGAGCUAUUUCCCUGACUUCGGUCUAGGGAAGGAAAACAAGGAAUAUAUAUACUCUUGGGCUUGCUGUACCAUCUUUUAAAGGGAAGCAGCCCCGCUCUUUCAAAUCCUGCCAACAUCCUACUGAAUGAAAUUGAGAAAGUGUGAUGCUUUUGAGCAAAAAAUUCUAUUUUACUCCUUACAGAUUUAAUAGCUGUUAUUGCAGGUAAGGGAUCCUGCAGUAGUUAUUUUUUAAAAGUAUAACUUAUCCACUUUUGUCUUUCAGUAAGAAAAAAAUGCUACCUUAAAGCUUUAAAAAGUAUCCAAAACUGCCUAGAAGUGUGUGAAAAUACCAAACCUUUUGCUUAAUCAUAUUGAAUCCACUAAGUUACAGAUACUGUGCACCAACAUAAUCUGUUCUUUGUAACAUCCAGAAAUUAAAACUCAUGUUUCUACCACAUUUACUAAGCAAAGUAGUGUACAUUUCAUUCAGCAAUAGCUGUACCUUAUCUUAGUAUAACCUCCAAUACACUUGAGUGUAAAUAAAAGAAACUGAAAAUAGAGAACAGUUGUUUUUUCUGGUAUACAAUUCCAGUUAUAAUUUUGCAUUAAUACGGCUUUCUUAUACUAUUUUUUAAAUAUAUCAUUUCUCUUUGCAUUAUUCUUCCUAGAGCGCUUUUUGGAUGCCUGGGGUGAGGGCACAUAGUAAAAAAAGAGCCUUUGCAGAGCUAGGAAUUAGCACUGUCUGGAUAUCCUAUUUUAUAUCUUUGUUAUGCCCUCAGUAAGGAAAGAAAAGGCAGUUAUACUACGUUUUCAAUUCAGAUAAUAGGGUACCUAUCACUAAAAAGAAAGCAAAACUGAUGCUACAUACCAGUAGAUAAUUACAGUGUACAUCCACUGUGAAUAAAGUGGAAAGUUUU